Colletotrichum truncatum is the source of this 1713-nucleotide messenger RNA. Its product is annotated as bZIP transcription factor. NCBI's taxonomy places the organism in Eukaryota, Fungi, Ascomycota, Sordariomycetes, Glomerellales, Glomerellaceae. The record is from RefSeq and is a predicted model, not a curated record. Gene Ontology annotation, molecular function: DNA-binding transcription factor activity. Gene Ontology annotation, biological process: regulation of DNA-templated transcription.
AUGACCUCGAAUCAAAACGUCGAUAACAUCGACGCCCUUCUCGAUUUUAGCGAGUACGACAACCUUUCUUACCAGUCACCGUCUCUGUCCCCCGCUGCUACAGCCAAGAACACUUUCGCCCGCCCCUCAGUUAGCUCCGUCGCGACACCAACGUUGCCCUCUGCAUCACAGCCCCUCACGGGCCCUAGCCAUCAGUAUGAGUUGUACAAGCAGCAGACGGGUAUUGUCCCUGGUGCUCUCGCAAGCACUUUGGCCGUGAACGAGGCCAACACCCAGAUCACCGGCUACAAUGGUGGCUUCAGCCUUGACUACCUUGGCGGUGGCUUGAGCCCCGAGAACGACAUCUUUGACUUCAACACCUCUCCUUCUCAGAACUCUACUGGCUUGGAUAUGGAUAUGGAGUUCGAGUCGCCCCCCGACUCCCAGUUCUUCUUCCCCAACACGACCGUCAACCCCACCGCUAUCGGCGGACAGGAGUCACCCGUGGUACCGUCGCAGCAGAGCAACGUCGGCAGACUCUGGCCCGGCAUGCACUCCCAGGCUGCUCUCGCCAAGGCUCAGGCUCAGCAGAGACAACAACAGCAACUCAUCCAGCAGCAGCAGCAGCGCCAGCAGAUGGGCAAGCAGCGCACCAAGAGCCAGCAGCCCACCGACCCCAUCGUCGAGCAGAAGAUCACUCAGCUUCUCAACUCCAUGCGUGCUAAGCCCGCCCAAGAGGAUGGCAGCCCUACUCCUCUUAUGAACUUGCCCCGCCCCAAGAAGGACGAGGAGGACAUGGACGAGGACGAGAGACUGCUCGCCAGUGAGGAGGGCAAGAAGCUCAGCAGCAAAGAGCGUCGCCAGCUCCGCAACAAGGUUUCUGCUCGUGCCUUCCGCUCCCGCAGAAAGGAAUACAUUACCCAACUUGAGAGCGAGAUUGCCAAUAAGGUUACCGAGAAUGGUGAUCUGCGUGCCCACAACCGGGCUUUGGCUGAUGAGAACAAGCGUCUGCAGGACCUCACCCGCAUGCUCCUGUCUUCAUCUUCCUUCUCCAACUUUCUUGACCACUUGAGCACCAACCCUCAGGCUGCUCCUCAGGCUGCCCCCGCUGUCAAGGUCGAGAGACAAACCGAGCAGCGCCAGAUUCCCAAGGAUGUCAACCCCUACAACAACCAGCAGCAGCAGCAGCAGCAGAUCGGUAUGGCCAUGAUCCCCGAGCAGAACAUGGACUUCUCCAUGCUCAACAUGGACAACGCCGACUUCAACUUCCAACCCCAGGUCUUCACUGUCCAGACUCCCGAGGUUCCUGUCUCCAUCGACACCAACGUCCUUUCCGGCAAGUCGUCCAACUUCGUCGGUGAGCAGUUCGAGUCCGACGACGAGAAGAUUGAGCUCCCUACUGUUGAGGCCCCUAAGAUUCUCGCCCCCGAGGUUCCUGCCCAGUCUCUUGCUGAUGAGGAGGUCUUUGACGACGAGUUCGAGAACGACCCCGAAUUUGCUCUGUACCACUCUGCUCCUGCCCCCGCCACUGAUGGACCCGUUGAACUCGACACCGAAGGAUUCUCUCACAUUGAAAUCUUUGGCGGCAUCGAGUCCGAGAAGGUUCUCGCUCGCUACGAACUUGUUGAUGCCUCGGAAGAAGAACAAGCCGCAUGUGUCGCCCUGGCCAAGGUGCAACGCAUUUCCGCCAGCCUGGAGCCUGUCCUCGCAAGAUUAGAGUCGCUCUGUCUCUAA